Messenger RNA from Funneliformis geosporum, 717 nucleotides. The record is from the annotation of a GenBank genome assembly. NCBI's taxonomy places the organism in Eukaryota, Fungi, Glomeromycota, Glomeromycetes, Glomerales, Glomeraceae.
AUGUUAUUACAAAGCUUUUUAACAACGCGUAUACUAGGAACUACGCCAAUACUUUACUCUGGUAGUCGUGUUAUCAGUGUAAACUUGUUACGACAAUAUGCUAAAGCUUCAGUGACAAAACCACAAGAAACAAAAAAGAAAGUUUCAAAUAAAAGUGCUUCAAAGAAGGGUAAAAAAAAAGAUGAUGUAGCCGUUGUUCCUACAGAACCAAAGAGGCCCCCAACCGCUUAUUCUCUUUUUUACCGUGAUUUCUUUCAUCAAGAACGAACAAAAUUUCCAGAAAAAGUAGACGUGACCGUACUUGCUAAGUUGGCUGGUGAAAAAUGGUCAAAGUUAUCAGCUGACGAGAAACAAGUUUAUGUUGAAGAACAGAAAAAGUCUGCAGAUGAUUAUGUAAAAAUUCACAAAAAGUGGUUAGAAUCUUUGACACCCGCCCAAAUUGCUCAAGAAAAUAGACGUAGAAAGGAAUCUAAAUCAAAGAAAAGCAUUAAAUUAAUAAAAGAUCCUAAAAAGCCUAAGAAACCUAGAACUUCCUAUAUUAAUUAUGUUGUAGAUCAUAUUCAUGAUGAUAAAGAAAAAGGACCUGAUCGUAUUAAAGAAAUUGCUACUCAAUGGAAGACUCUUAGUUUAGAAGAAAAGAAGCCAUAUAAUGAGGCAUAUCAGAAAGAUAAAGUACGUUACAAUGAAGAGAUGAAGUUAUACAAAGAGAACUUUUAA